Messenger RNA from Acipenser ruthenus (sterlet), 2459 nucleotides. RefSeq names its product E3 ubiquitin-protein ligase TRIM39-like. Gene Ontology annotation, molecular function: zinc ion binding; protein binding. The record is from RefSeq and is a predicted model, not a curated record. The transcript has 6 exons. Bases 147 to 1472 code for a protein of 441 amino acids. Lineage: Eukaryota; Metazoa; Chordata; Actinopteri; Acipenseriformes; Acipenseridae.
GUGCGUCAAAAAGGGUUCAAGAAAGACAAUAAAAAGCUCCCUGCCAGCUGCAGCAGCAGUACCUCGCCCACCUUCAACUUCACCUGCUACACAAAGACCACAAGGAAUCCCCCGCUCCCGCUCCUGUCUCUGCUGAGCUCGGAGACAUGCCUUGUGAUUUCUGCCCCAGCGAGAUAAAGCGCGGAGCGGUCAGGUCGUGUUUGACGUGCCGGGGCUCGUACUGCGAAGCGCACCUGCAGCCACACUACGAGACCGCGGGGUUGAAGAGGCACGCGCUGGUGCAGCCUCUCAGAGAUUUCGAGCAGAAGCUUUGCAAACAGCACCAGAGAUGGCUGGAGAUUUACUGUAGAACCGAUCAGAGCUGUAUCUGCGCGCUGUGCAUAGACAGCGACCACUCGGACCAUUCAAUUGUCUCAUCAGCGAAAGGGAGGGUGGAGAAAAAGAAGGAGCUGGGGGAGAGACAGGUGGAAAUAGAAAAUCUCAUUGAGGAGAGACUGAAAGGGCUGGAGAGACUGAAUCAGGCUGUGGAGUCUCUCAAGCUCUCAGCACACAAGGAAAGGGCUGAAAGCGAGCAGGUCCUGUCUGAGCUUAUCCGCUCCAUUGAGAGAAUCAGGACGGAGGUGGGAGAGCUGAUUGGAGCUAAAGAGAAGGCUGCAGUGAGUCGGGCCAACGAGCAAAGGGAACAACUGGAGCAGGAGAUCCAGGAGCUUAGACAGAGGAAGGCUGAGAUGGAGCAGCUUUCUGAGACAGAAGAUCACAUCCACUUUCUGCAGAGUUUCCAGUCUGUCUGCGCCCCUCCUGCUGCUCAGCAGCUCUUUGAUAACAUAGAUGACUCUUUCUGGACUCUGAGGGAAGCUGUGUCUCGACUCAAAGACCACCUCGAGGGAUUCUGGAAGGUGGAGUUGAUGAAAGCAACUAUAGCAGUUGACGUGACUCUGGACCCUGAUACAGCACACUCCUAUCUCAUCCUGUCUGAGGAUGGAAAACAAGUCAGAUGUGGAGAUAAACCACAGCCUCUCCCUGACAAUCCAAAGAGAUUUGAUAAGAAGAGUUAUGUCUUGGGCAGGGAGGGAUUCACCUCAGGGAGACACUACUGGGAGGUGGAGGUGGUGGAGAAGAUACGCUGGGUACUAGGAGUCACCAGAGAGUCUUCUCAGAGGAAGGGGGGCAUCACUGAGAAACCCCAGCAGGGAUUCUGGGUUAUUUGGUGGAAUGAAGAAAAUAAUCUGUUCAGUGCCGUCAGGGCCCCCCGGACCCCCCUCCCCCUGAGCCCGAAGCCCCGGAAGAUGGGGGUGUAUCUGGAUUAUGAGGGAGGGCAUCUCUCCUUUUACAAUGUGGAGACCAGAUCUCACAUCUACACUUUCACUGACACCUUCACUGAGAAACUCUAUCCAUUGUUUUCUCCUGGUCUUUAUUCCUCUGGUAAGAACGCAGCUCCACUGAUCAUUUGCCCGCAUACCUACACAGAUUAAUACAGAUUACCAGCAUGAGGAACAUGGUCACAGGCUCCCCUUUUCUUGUGUUGAAGAGAUUUUGGUCCCUUGUUUUUAUCCUUUUUUUGAGAAAUGCAAAUAUUUUAAAGAAAAAAAUACGGUAGCUAAAUCUAAUCAGUGGGAAGGAAAUAUUUUAAAGCCUUAUUUAACAAAAAAAGCCUGUGUUUAAAAAAAAUAAUUUACUUCUUACUCAUUUUGUCCACCAGGUGUUGCUCCGUAUAAAUGAAUAAUUUGAGUUUUUUUUUUUGGAAAGAGACUUUAUGCAUGAAAUAAAUGUAAUGUACUGUACAGUACGACAGGGGACCCAUUUUUGUGUGACACCAGCCUUGUGUAGCCAGAGCUAUUGUCCCUCACCUUCCUGGAGUGCUAAAUUUAUCAAACAAACAAAAAAAAAAACUUUUAAAGCAAUUUAUUCUAGUUUCUUUUUAACAGCAUUUAUUCAAGAAUAGGGAUGUUCAGAGGUGACUGUAAUCUCUUUCUCUUAUUAAUACACGCUGUUUGUGCUUCAAUCAUUCUGAGUGUUUCUGUGUUCUGCAGCUCCUCCAAUAUCAAGUUCUUAUUUUAAAUCUACCUUUACCUGGCUGUGAGCUGCUGUGAUCUCAUCUGGAGAAUCCUAACAGCUGGGCGCAGGACUGCCGUCCUCACUCCAUUCAAGUCUAUAUAAAAAUAGAGAGGGCAGGGCUGGCAGAGUUGAAAGGUCACACUGUCACAUGAUGUGAAUGGAACAUUCCUGUCCUGGUCACAAAAGCAAAGUUUGUGGGGAAUAAUAGCCAUUUUCUAUACUUUUGAGGCAUAAGCAAUUAGGAUAUAACACUUACUACCAAGGAACAAAAAUUGUGUUACAUAGUGUUAUAAAUGAAAAUGAAGUCUAAAGGAUGGAUGUUUUGAAAUAUUUGUAUUGUGUUUUAAUAGCAUUGCUUGCGCUUUGUGAUGCUAAAUAUUUGAAUAGCGGUGUCACACAGCGGC